Molecule: messenger RNA, 2986 nt
Organism: Sphaerodactylus townsendi
Lineage: Eukaryota; Metazoa; Chordata; Lepidosauria; Squamata; Sphaerodactylidae
Gene: SAMHD1
Product: SAM and HD domain containing deoxynucleoside triphosphate triphosphohydrolase 1
Exons: 16
Coding region: 106-2013 (635 amino acids)
Biological process (GO): dGTP catabolic process; defense response to virus; regulation of innate immune response
Cellular component (GO): nucleus
Molecular function (GO): protein binding; dGTPase activity
Source: RefSeq, a predicted model, not a curated record
AUCGUGCUUAUCUGGCCCGGCGGGGAAGGCAGCUCGCCCGGCCGCUGUGCUGCGCUCGAGAGGACGGAAGCUGCGCUGCGGGUCUUCCUCACAGAAGCGAAAGCGAUGCAGAACUCCAGUCAGGAGGGCGUCUCCAAGCGGGCCCGGCCCGACAGCCCGGCCGAUGGGUAUUGCACUCCCGAGAAACGGGUCUCUGCCUAUCCCGGUAAGGAUCCCAGCCACCUGCACCCUCGCCACUGGGACACCGAGCAGCUGUGCCUCUUCCUCCGCCGCAGAGGCUUUGACGACCCGGAGGUACUGCGCCGCUUCCGAGAAGAUCAAAUAACUGGUUCAGUACUGCCCUAUGUCACUGAAUCUUAUCUGGAAAACAUGGGAAUCAGAAAUCUGCCCUGGAGAAAACGACUUCUGCACUGUUUGCGCAAGCUGGAACAAACUCAUACUGACAUAAUGAAGGUAUUUAAUGAUCCAGUUCAUGGCCAUAUUGAAAUACAUCCUCUCCUCAUUCGAAUCAUUGAUACACCCCAGUUCCAGCGUCUACGAUACAUUAAACAGUUGGGUGGCACUUACUAUGUUUUCCCUGGAGCAUCACACAAUCGCUUUGAACAUUCCCUCGGGGUUGGCCAUCUUGCAGGCUGCUUGGUCCGAGCGCUGCAGGAACGACAACCAGAGCUGGAUAUCAGCCACAGGGAUAUUUUAUGUGUCCAAAUUGCUGGCCUUUGUCAUGAUCUGGGUCAUGGGCCAUUCUCACAUAUGUUUGAUGGAAGAUUCAUCCCACUUGCGAAUCCAGAAUCCACAUGGAAGCAUGAACAGGCUUCUGUGGAGAUGUUUGACUACUUGAUUGCUUCCAAUGACCUGGGACCACAUAUGGAGUUUUAUGGUCUCUGUUUGCCUGAAGAUAUAGAGUUUAUCAAAGAACAAAUAGGAGGACCCACAAAAACUGAUGACUGUUCAUGGCCUUACCGUGGACGAUCGGAAGAGAAGAGUUUCCUUUAUGAGAUUGUGGCCAACAAAAGAAAUGGCAUCGAUGUAGAUAAAUGGGAUUACUUUGCAAGGGAUUGUCAUCAUCUUGGAAUCCAGAAUAAUUUUGAUUAUGGACGCUUCAUUAAAUUUGCUCGGGUCUGUGUAGUCGAUGGAAAGAAGCAUAUUUGUACCCGUGAUAAGGAAGCUGGAAAUUUAUAUGACAUGUUUCACACCCGAAACUGCCUGCACCGCAGAGCCUAUCAGCACAAAGUUGGCAACAUAAUUGAAACCAUGAUUACAGAUGCUUUCUUAAAAGCUGAUAAGUAUAUAAAGAUCAAGGGCUUCGAAGGAAAAGAAUACCAUCUCUCUACAGCGAUAGAGGAUAUGAAAGCUUAUACUAAGCUAACAGAUGACAUUUUUCUGACAAUUCUGCAUUCUGAUCUCCCGGAGCUGCAUGAAGCACAGGAAAUUUUGCGUAAAAUAGAACGCCGCGAUCUCUACAAGUACCUAGGAGAGACUCAACCUCUAGAGGGCAGGGAAAUCAAAAAGGAGCAGUAUGACAAGUUGCCUGCUGAAGUUGCUAAUUCUAAGCCUAAAGUUGCUAAUUCUAAGCCUGAAGUUGCUAAUCAAGAUGUUGAAUUGAAGGCUGAAGACUUCAUAGUUGAUGUUAUCAACAUGGAUUAUGGAAUGCAAGAGGAAAAUCCUAUCAAUAAUGUUCAUUUCUACUGCAAGUCUGAUAUCAGUAAGGCAGUCAAAAUUACUAAAGAACAAGUAUCAAAGUUCCUGCCAGAGAAAUUUGCUGAACAGUUAAUCAGGGUUUACUGUAAGAAAACAGAUAGCAAGAGUAUUGAAGUUGCCGGAAAAUAUUUCGUUCAGUGGUGCAUAAACAAGGAUUUCAAUAAACCACGGGAUGGUGAUGUGAUUGCCCCUGAACUUACUCCAUUGAAAUGGAAUCCGGAUCAAAAUGACACAAAGCAGCAUUCGGUGCAGCACAAGAGAGCUUCAAAAACUCUCUUUCCUACUGAGCAUCUUCAGCCUCAUUCCAGUAACUAAACUGUCAUGGUGCCGUUUUGGAUACAUCAUUUUGCAAAGACAGAGAUUUUUAUCGAGUUUUCUUCUCCCCACACUUAGAAAUUUAAUAACUGGCAAUGAAAGUGCCAUUUUAUACCCAUGUGAAUGUGUAUCAGUGAAGUAAGAGCUAAAUGAGCCUUCAAAGUCAUGUGCAAGAUCACUAACCUUUAAAAAUCAAAGGAAGCCAAAAAUCUGUAUUUCUACAUAAAUUUAAUUAUCCUAGAACUGACAAAAAUUAUAGUUUGUUUACCAAAGCAACCACAAUAAAGUAAUGAUGGAUUUUGAGGCCAGGGAGAGAGGAUCUGUGCCAUUUGCCUCAAAUGUGGUAGUUUUGAUUGAAACUUUCUCACAGUUUGAAGAAAGUUAGUCUGUGCUGCUUUAGACCUUAAAUAAGUAUGAAAACAAUCAAAGUUAUAUUGUUUUUUUAAACCUUUUGAACAGACGCUACAGAGGAAAUAUUAUUCUGUAGAAGCCAAUGACAGUUUAAAAAGCAUAUUUCUUACUAAGAGUGUUGUCUUUUUUAUUUUGAAAAGAUUGAAUGUAUUUUUAACUCCUUCAUGUUGCCAGGGGUAAAGAAUUAUAUAUGUAUGAACAAUGUAUCAUACUUUUUUAGUUGUAUUCUUUUCAGAAAUGUUUUGGAAAUAAGUGAUCAAAAUGUUAUCCAAAAAAUGGUUUUGUAUAUGAGAACUGUUGUUCGUGAGAAAUCUGCUGUCAGUGUUGAGAAUUAAUUCAUUUAAUCUGUGAAUUUUUUUCCUAUUCUUUAAGCCUAUUCUUCCUAUUCCUUAACACAGGACAGCAUAAUUAAACACUUCACUUUAAAUAGUGGCCACGAUGGAUUGCCCUGCGAAAUAUUCCUGUCCCCGACUCUCUGGUUUGUGUUGCUCCUACAUGUCUCUGUCAUUCUUUCCCCUCCAAGGAACAAAACUAGCAUCAAUAAAUAGCAUGUGACAUAGGG